This is a messenger RNA of Orcinus orca (killer whale), 5850 nucleotides long. RefSeq names its product N-acetylneuraminate pyruvate lyase (gene NPL). Gene Ontology annotation, molecular function: 4-hydroxy-tetrahydrodipicolinate synthase activity; N-acetylneuraminate lyase activity. Lineage: Eukaryota; Metazoa; Chordata; Mammalia; Artiodactyla; Delphinidae. The coding region runs from base 1172 to 2194 and encodes 340 amino acids. The record is from RefSeq and is a predicted model, not a curated record. The transcript has 12 exons. Gene Ontology annotation, biological process: carbohydrate metabolic process; N-acetylneuraminate catabolic process.
AUGGAGCCUGAGGAAGUGUGAACGCGACACCUUCCCGGCCCGGGCGAGUGUCUGUACGGGCGGGGUGGAGGGACCCACUCCCCUGGAUUCUGUCCAGACCACAGAGCCGGGCCCUAAGGAUCCUUUUUUCAAAAUGAUCAGAGGCAGCCACUGGGGGGAAGAGAGUUUAGUGAUUAAGUGUGAUACAAUCGCUUCAUUUGAUGGGAAAUUGUAUUUCUGCAUUUUUGUUUGUUUGUUUAGGUUCUCUAUUUGUUUCUUCCUUUCCAAGUAUUAAUAUUUCUCUCUCGAGUGAUUCCUCAUGCCCAGAGCUGCAUCCUCCUCCUCCACCUUCCCCAGAGAUUUUUUUUUUUUAACUUUUCCCUUUUAAGAGAAUUUGACUUAGGCAACCUGAAUUCUUUGCACUAAGGGUUCUUGUCUGUGGAUAAAGGUGUAAGAUUUCGAGAGUAAUAGGCCCUGCCCAAGUGUUUCAGUAGUAACAUUCUAAAUUCACAUUAAGCCGUAGGCUGGAGAACAUUCUAUUUGUGGGGUUUUUUGUUGUUGUUUUUGUUUUUUGCGGUACGCGGGCCUCUCACUGUUGCGGCCUCUCCCAUUGCGGAGCACAGGCUCCGGACGCGCAGGCUCAGCGGCCAUGGCUCACGGGCCCAGCCCCUCCGGGGCGUGUGGGAUCUUCCUGGACCUGGGCAAGAACCCGUGUCCCCUGCAUCGGCAGGCGGACUCUCAACCACUGCGCCACCAGGGAAGCCCUCUAUUUGUUUUUGAUACAAACUAUGACGAAUUUGAAAGCAUAACAUUACCCAGUUUUUAUUUAAAACUCGAAUUUACAAAAUCUGGACCAUUCUCAGUUACGGUUGUUGUGAUUUUUUACCCCAUCUCCUCCUGUAGCAGUUUCACAGUUUACAAAGCCAGCAGUCUUUGCUCGUUUACUUUGUGUAUUGCUCUGUGCAAAGACAGAUUUUUGAAGCUGUUCUUGCCCCCUGAUGGCUUACACUCUAGACGGACGAGCCAAAACUACCUUGCUGAUAUCUCUUAUGUAAAGUUUUUAAUGAAAAGCAAAUGUUUGAGGGAAUUCUGAAGAGUAAGAAGUUAUUUUCAUUUAGGGCAUCAGAGAAUGUUCUCUAGUUUUUAAGGUGAGUUCUGAAAGUUGGUUAUACUGAAGGAGCUGAAGUGGGAGAUGUUGCCAUUCCGGGUGGGAGAGCCGGACAAGCCAGCACAAGACUUUUUCAGCAGCUCAAUGGCCUCCCCGAAGAAGAAACUUCAAGGUCUUGUUGCUGCGACCAUCACGCCAAUGACUGAGCAUGGAGAAAUCAACUUCUCAGUCAUUGGUCGGUAUGUGGAUUAUCUCAUAGAAGAACAGGGAGUGAAGAAUAUCUUUGUGAAUGGCACGACAGGAGAAGGCCUGUCCCUGAGCAUCUCAGAGCGCUGCCGGGUCGCGGAGGAGUGGGUGACAGAAGGGAGGAACAAGUUGGAUCAGAUAGUAAUUCACGUGGGAGCACUGAGCUUGAAGGAGUCACAAGAACUGGCCCAACAUGCAGCAAAAAUAGGAGCGGAUGGCAUCGCUGUCAUUGCACCUUUCUUUCUCAAGCCAUGGAACAAAGAUGUCCUGAUUAAUUUCCUAAAGGAGGUGGCCGCUGCUGCCCCUGCACUGCCGUUUUACUACUAUCACAUUCCUGCUUUGACAGGGGUAAAGAUUCGUGCUGAGGAGUUGUUGGAUGGAAUUCAGGAUAAGAUCCCCACCUUCCAAGGGCUGAAAUUCAGUGACACAGAUCUCUUAGACUUCGGGCAGUGUGUUGAUCAGAAUCGCCAGCAACAGUUUGCUUUCCUUUUUGGGGUGGAUGAGCAACUGUUGAGUGCUCUGGUGAUGGGAGCAACUGGAGCAGUGGGCAGUACCUAUAACUACCUGGGGAAAAAGACAAACCAGAUGUUGGAGGCUUUUGAACGGAAGGACUUCUCCUCGGCCCUGAACCAUCAGUUUUGUAUUCAGAGAUUUAUCAACUUUGUGGUCAAACUAGGUUUUGGAGUGUCGCAGACCAAAGCCAUCAUGACUCUUGUCUCUGGGAUUCCAAUGGGCCCACCCCGGCUUCCACUACAGAAAGCCUCUAGGGAGUUUACUGAUAAUGCAGAAGCUAAACUGAAAAGCCUAGAUUUCCUUUCUUUCACUGAUUUAAAGGAUGGAAACUUGGAAGCUUGUAGCUAGUGCCUCUCUAUCAAAUCAGGGUGUGUACGUUGAGAUAUAAUCCACUUUGAGUACUGCAUUCAUUUCUCAAAAACUUUUUAGAUGAGUUUGAACUAAACUUUCCUAGCAAAUGAAAUCUUGCAUCAAUCAACAAGUAUUUAAAUACCUACUAUGAUCUUUUAAAAGUUUAAAUUUAUGAAGGGGCAAAAACUCUAAAAGGAGUUAUGAGCCCUAAGUCAUUCAAUAUGUCACAGAAUUUUGGUGGAGAAGUUUUUGCAUAAAUGGAUAAUAUGGAAUCAAGAGGAAAAUUGUAAUUGAUUAAUUCCAUCUGCCUUUGGGAGCUCCCAAUAUCUUGAUUUCUGGUUGUUAAUCCUAUUUUAAAGUUUUCUAAUUUUUUUUUUUUUUAAAGUUUUCUAAUUUUAAACCACCAUAAUGUACUUUCAUUUUAAUAAAUAUUCAUUUGGAAUCUAGGACAACUCUGAGCUAUUGCAUUUAGGCAGACAUGCUAACUUUAAUGCCAGAUUACAGUGAGACUCAACUAUGCACAACUGUUAACAAACCAGUUCACUUGGCUGCUCAGUCUAACUCUAGAAUAUCUGCUUUCGGAUUAAUUGCGAUGUCGCAGUUUUCCCCAAAAACAUUGGGUCAGGUGAAGACUUGCUUCAGUUACUAUAACUAAAGGGCCAUUAGGGUGGUUUUCACAUAACAAAGGAAAGGCCUUCCCCAAAGAUGAAUUCAAGUCUCUAAUUGUUGCUAUAGAGAACUUCUCAAAGUUUCAAAGAGCUCUCUGCUCUGGGCACCACAAACUUCCCCUUUCCUCACUGAGAAGUGUCCCUCAACAGUGCCCUGAAUUAUUGGAAAUGAAAGCCAGCAUCCCUUCUGCCGUGAGCCCAGGGGCUACUUACUGUUAUUUCCCAGUCACAUUUUCACACAGUCACUUUUCAGUGAUAAGAGAUUUAGGGAGGACCUAAAGAUUUAACUUUAACUUUCUCUACACACCUUCUUUACUUUUUUCUUUUUCUGGACUAUAUAACUGGCUGCUCAGUCUCCUCUCUAACAAACCCUGGUACAUGCCUUCCAGUAACAAAGUGUACUGAUGGUCAAUCCUUAGUGAUUUUAAACUGGACUAUCCAGUCUAAUAACUACCUAAGAUUUUAUUUUGUUUCUUAUCUAAUUAGUCUGCUCAUUGGCAGAGGAAAAGUAUUUGAAAUUCAUAUCAGUUUACUCUAUUUUUUAAUUUUUAAAAAUUAAAAAAGUGUUUGCAAAAUGAGAGUUUGAAAUGAUCAGUGGAUUUAAUUAUCUUUGCUACCCUUCUCUUUAUAUCUCCUCACUCCUUUUUUGCCCAGGAAUAAAACACACUGUUUUCUCCUAUUUCUCUCACCUUUAGGAGUAAGGUAUCUGAAUUAGAAAUUGAACCACGGUGGCUUAUGUGAGCUUAUAUUCUACCUCACUGAAACUUUUCUCUAUAGCCGUUAAUUUCCUGAAAGAAGAACAGUGAGGUUUUUGCUAGUCUUUGGUUCUGAGGAUGUCAUAUCCCUACUUAAUGAUACUAAAGCCAAAUUAAUUUUUCAGUGAAGAUAAAUAUUGGAUAUCCACUAAGCAAUGAACUCUGCUUUUCUUUUUUUGCUCUUCUGAAAUUAGUGCUUAGAGGGCUUUUAACAUGAUUAAUGAGAUCUUGUGAACACAAAGUUAGUUAAACAAAAUGACCAAGGGCUGAGUUUAGCUCUAUGUAUUUUAACAUCCAACUCCGUAGAAACAAGGGACUUCUCUGGUGGCACAGCGUUUGGGACUCCAUGCUCCCAGUGCGGGGGGCCUGGGUUCGAUCCCUGGUCUGGGAACUGGAUCCCACAUGCAUGCCGCAACUAAGGAGCCUGUGAGCCGCAGAUAAGGAGCUGGCCUGCUGCAACUAAGACCCAGUGCAACCAAUCAGGGAAGCACAAAAGAGAAAACCAUUCUACAAUUUAAUACAUACAGUGUCAUUAGUGGUUUUUUACAGUUUGCUUUUGAGGAUAAUCUACUGAAUUUUUCUGCCAGUGACAUUUCAGAGUGAAGUUGUCUUCAGGAGUACACUUCCACAGAGAAUCAAGAGUAUAACAGUCCAAUAUAUUUUACAGGUGAUACCUGACAGUUUAUGAGUAGCUGCAGAUCACUUUUUUCUCCAUUUUUUCCCCAAAGUCUUGGAUGAUGAACAGGAAUCAUGACUUUCACCACCACUAUAGUGCUCAUAUAAAGUUUUAGCAGCUUUCAAAAUGGAGUUAGGAGAAUUCAGGCCAACAAGUUGGCCCAGAACGUAUUUCUUUAGUGGUUCCCUUAGCCAUCUGGUUACCUGGAUGAGUUUGAACAUAUGGAUGUGCCAGAAGCUCAGGAGUGGAUACCCUCUGUUUAGGGUCCCUUAGUAAACAACACUUUAACACAUCUUGAAGAAGGUAUAAAUGGAAAAUAGGGAAAGGUGUUUAGCAACGUCACUGGGAAGCCUGUGCAGAGUGCACCUAAAUGCAAGUCACAUCACACUAAUUUGUUUGUGUUGGCCUUCUAGAGGAAGGAAAACCAUUAGAAAACUUCCAGGUUUUUUUUUUUUUUUUUUAAAAAAGAAAGAAACAAAUGAAUGUUAUACAGCAGUGGGUUGCUAAUAAUGCCUUUAAACAAAAGUAAAAUUUUGGAAUAUUAUGAAUUUAUUGUUAUCUUUGAAUUUAGCAUUUAAUGUCAAAACUACAGUAAUGAUGUGAAAUAUCUUAUUUAUCACAGUACUAAAAGCUGAUUUUUAGCAUCUUUUCCAAAGUGGAAAUCUGAGAUUAGUUCAUUGGAGAUGGUUGGAAGGUCAAAGUGAUUUCAGGGACUGGUUUUGUUACUGAGUCCAACAGCACCUCUUAGCCAGUGUUAUCCAUAAGAUUUCAGUCCAAGGAGUAGUAGAGAGUUGGGUUCAAUAUAGUAUGAAAUGGAAAACAGUAUAACAUGGUUUUGUGGGAGGCAGGGUUGGCCUUAUGCUUCUCUGUCUGACCUCAGGCUGUGUGGGUUCAAGUCCCAGCUCCACCACUUACUAUCUGUGUGACUACAGCGUUAUGUUUUUAAAUAUAAAUUUAUUUAUUUUAUUAUUUUAUUUCAUUUACUUUGGGCUGAGUUGGGUCUUUGUUGCUGCUUGGAGCUUUCUCUAGUUGUGUCGAGUGGGGGCUACUCUUCAUUGCGGUGCACGGGCUUCUCAUUGCCUUGGCUUCUCUUGUUGUGGAGCACGGGCUCUAGGCACGCAGGCUCAGUAGUUGUGGCUCACGGGCUCAGUAGUCGUGGCUCACAGGCUUAGUUGCUCCGCAGCCUGUGGGAUCUUCCUGGACCAGGGCACGAACCCGUGUUCCCUGCAUUAGCAGGUGGAUUCUUAACCACUGCGCCACCAGGGAAGUCCCUACAACAUGUUAUUUAACUUCUCAGCCGUUCAUUUAUCUCAUUGAUAGCAUGAGAAUUAUAAUAUUUAUCUUCUGGGGUUAUUAUGAGGAUUACACAUAUGAAGAAGGUCUCAGAAUAGUGUCUGGCACACCUUAGGCACAGUGAAGUGUUAGUUAUUGUUAGUUUUUAUAGCUAUCCAAGGCAUUCAGUGUAUGUUCUUUAUACAACAGAGAGAAGCAUUACAUUGCUGCUAAACCUUUUAACUCAAUAGGUGCCAAAAUAAAGUCGAAAAUGAUACGAAA